Drosophila biarmipes is the source of this 876-nucleotide messenger RNA. RefSeq lists its product as uncharacterized. The transcript has 2 exons. The record is from RefSeq and is a predicted model, not a curated record. The coding region runs from base 185 to 634 and encodes 149 amino acids. NCBI's taxonomy places the organism in Eukaryota, Metazoa, Arthropoda, Insecta, Diptera, Drosophilidae.
AGAUUUGUAGCUAUAUUGGUACACAAUAAUUGUCUUAGCUAAGCCCAAGCGAUAGGUUCUGUUUAUCUUUCACCCUCCGUUCACACAUCAGCAGUACACACACACACACCAGGAGAGCAACAAAAUAUUCACCACGACAAGUGCUCGCGUGAGCAGCGCCGCACAGGAGCAAGCGAGAGAGGACAUGCGAUCGAGCAGGAAAACAACCCCCACGCGCCAAGGGAAGAGCGAGAGAAAAGGAGUACCGAAACUUCGAGAAGUGGAAAAAACCCAGAGCAGCCGAAAACUUGAAGAAAACGGCGGGCAAAGCUUAACUUUUGCAAACGCGGCGCACGGGAUCAGAAGUGCGAGCAGUGGACUCUUGCAAACGCGGCGCACGGGAUCAGAAGUGCGAGCAGUGGACUCUUCCAAACGCGGCGCACGGGAUCAGAAGUGCGAGCAGAGGACUCUGGCAAACGCGGCGGUUGGGAUCAGAAGUGCGAGCAGGGGACUCUGGCAAAGGAGAGUGUGCCGGCCCAGGACCAGCGCUGGAGCACCCGGAUUCAGGCGUGUGUGUGUGCGUGAGAGCGAGACGGGUGGCUCGCCACAUUCGGGUAACGGACCAGAAUUUUCUAGGUUUUGUUGUAAAACCUAAAAAAAUUAUCAAAAAGGGACGUACUUUAAACGUGGAUCAACGCACAACGUCUUUUAUAUAAGGUAGCACAUAACUAUCCUAAUUAUUUUCAAAAAUAUCACUUUUAUUAAUAAAUAAAAAUGUGUCGUAGCGCACAAUUUAAACGGCCUGCAGCAGGGUUUCUUCUUCUUUUGAUUUCCUUCUGAACGUAACGGAGGGACGCAAAAAAUAACCCCGAAGGUUGUCUCUUUUUGAGCCACGGG